AUGGCCGCUCCGUUUGCUCCGUCCGCUCUCCUAGAUUUGAUCGACUCGUUCGAGUAUGUGCCGCCUCCGUGGACUCCGGUUGCCCACUCCAAUGGUUUGUCUCAAGCCAAAGCUCAUGAUGUUUCGUUCCGAGUUUGGUUUCCAUCAACCAACAGAAGAUUCCGUGGAAUGAUAAGCUUUGAACGAUAUCUCGAGUCCAACGAGUAUCGUCUCGUUUGCCAUGGUAAGGAAAUCGGCUGGGAUGACCACUCUGUCUUGCUUGGUUCCUCGGAGGAGGAUGCGGAGGUCAUCAGUCUGCCACCACCAUCAAAAUGGACGUUUGGAGAGUGCAAGAAACUAGCAAGCAACAACCGUCAAGCAAGGGUCUUCGUUGUGCAUUUCGGUGGAUCGUCGCUCAUGAAGGUGCAGCUUGCUUUCAAUAUUACCCCUCAUGUCGAUCAUGGAAAGCUUUUCAUCACGGCAAUGACAAGAGAACAUGCUCGAUGGACGGAAUGA
This is a messenger RNA of Seminavis robusta, 495 nucleotides long. Lineage: Eukaryota; Bacillariophyta; Bacillariophyceae; Naviculales; Naviculaceae. The record is from the annotation of a GenBank genome assembly.